Messenger RNA from Gracilinanus agilis (Agile Gracile Mouse Opossum), 9156 nucleotides. It is a transcript of the gene CFAP47, whose product is annotated as cilia and flagella associated protein 47. NCBI's taxonomy places the organism in Eukaryota, Metazoa, Chordata, Mammalia, Didelphimorphia, Didelphidae. The record is from RefSeq and is a predicted model, not a curated record. The transcript is spliced from 64 exons. Gene Ontology annotation, molecular function: protein binding. Bases 1 to 9156 code for a protein of 3051 amino acids.
AUGGAAAAGAUUGUAAUGUCAUUGCGGAUUUAUCCAUCCGAGGUGCGCUUCGAUGGCGUGGAGGUCGGGAUGGUUUAUAGUGCUGACAUCAAGGUGAAGAACAUCGGCCACCAUAACAGGAAGAUACGCUUCUUGGCACCUCGGGACUCGCAGUUCAAGUUGAACAUGAACAAAGACCCAAUAUCAAUUGCUACUGGACUUCAAGUGACAGCUACUGUGACAUUUACGCCUACAAAAGCAGAAAAUAUUUUUGAAAAAAUGUAUAUUAUGGUAGCAAAAAGAAAAAUAGAAAUUCCACUGAUUGGAUUGAUUCCAUCCUGUCAUUUGGAAAUUCAGUCAAAAGUUAAUUUUGGCACAGUCAUAGCUAAUAGCAAAGAAAUUUGUAAGUCGGUUAACAUUAAUAACUACGGAACAAUUCCAGCUGUCCUCAGGAGUAUUGCAGUAGGUGUGUUUGAUACCUCUGCUCUAGGUCACAGACUAAUGUCUGCAGGCAGAGUGAAUUUGCAGGAUGGUGAAGGCACAUUUUUAAGGAUUGAAGCCUAUGUUGUUCAGCAAAUUAUUGAACUAUUAGAUAUGUAUGGGGAAAAAGUUUUGAAGUGUAUACAAUUUGGAACCACAUUCUUUGGAACAUCAAAAAUUGAGCAUGCAAUUAUUUAUAAUAAUAGUCCUAAUAAUAUGAGUUGGGUAGCAGUGAUGGAACAUGAAACAGUUGGAGAGGAAUUGGGCACAAAUCUUCAGCAAAGAAUAGAUGACACGUUACAUGAUCUAUGCUACAUAAACAAAUUGAGAUCUAUAGAUAUUACCACUUUUAUUUCCUGUAUUCCCAAUGAAGGAAUUUUAUUACCUUAUCAAAAGACAGUAAUUACAUUUUGCUUUAGUCCAAAAUUAUAUGAAAAUGGUAAGAAGUAUGCCGAUUCAUCCCACAGACAAGACUAUGUACUUUUUUUGAGAUUUGAGGCAAUAGAAAGUAAAGAUCCUUUUUCAAAAGUGGCAAAAGGAAAAACUAGUGAAAGUCAUUCUUUUCACAAAGCGGAGUUAGCCCUGACAGGCUCAGGAGUCCCUGUCUUAUUAAAUUUUGUUCCAGGAAGAGACCUUGAUUUCACACCUUGUUUUAUGGGUCAACACUCAGAUAUUUUGUGCAGUAUAGAAAAUCAAUCCACGUUACUUCCUGUAACAUUCAGCUUCCAUAAAGUAGCACAUUUUAAAAUUAUUCCAGAGAAAGGCAAGAUAGAGGAAGAAAGUAAUCAGAAUGUACUCUUUUCAUUUGUGCCACAUCAACUAGGCAUGUUUAAAGUAAAGCAAUUAAUAGAUAUACUUGGUUCUGUGGCAGAAGAUGAUUUGCAAUCAGUGAAGGUGAAACCUUUUCACCAAAUAGAGUUAAAUUUUGCUAGUAUCUGCAAACCUAUAACCAAGAGAAUUGAGAUGAAAAUCAUUCCUGGUCUAACACCUCUGAUUACUAAUUCUACUGGACAGUAUGUUGUUGAUGAAACAGGACAGUACAAAAACUUUGCACCAGUUGCAAUGCUGAAAUCAAACAUAACCACCAUACAUAAUCACCAUUUAAGUAAAAACUUGAACAAAGAUGCAUUGGUUGCCUUUCCUAAUGACCGAAGUGCAAGCCUCAGGUCUGGAGAUCCACGUGUAGAAAUCAGGACCAUUUUCACAAAAGUUGAAAGAUACAAUUAUGUGGAUCCUGAAUUUGCAUAUACUAAAGAGGAAGAAAAAGAAAUAAAAGAAAAUGAAGACUACUAUGCUAACUUCACCCAUAACUUGGCAAAACAAAGAAUGCUGAGGAAGUCAGAAAGGGAAUUUAAACGCUCUGAUAAUGCUAUAGAUAUUGGUAUGACAGCAGAAAGAGGACUGAAGUCACCUCAUCUCUCACUUACACACUUAUCUGAAGAGUUAACUGAAUCUGAAAAUUUGCCUUUAAAGGAAGAGUGUCUGUUAAUUACUCAAAAUUUGGUAGCAAAAGAGACAGAAUCCCUGAAAGGAAAUGUUAUUAGUUUAUAUAAUAAGAGCCCAUCUACUCCACAAGAAAAAGAAGAUUGUAGCUUAUCUUUGACACCGAAGCAACUUCAUCAAAUUGUCAUUGGACCAUCCAUUCUCAACUUUGGUGAUAUUUGUGUGAAUUAUUUAUGCACUAAAGAAAUUCAUGUCAUCAAUAAUCUGCCUCAGAAUAUUUUGGUGCAGUUACAAAUUGGUCAUGAAGAACUAAAGAAGACAAAUCCAUUGUCUUAUGUGAUUCCACCUGUAUCAAAUACAUUCAUUCCGAUAGUAUUUGAGAAAACCACUCUGGGGCCUUUUUGGAAAUCUUUCAGUUUCACAAUAAACAACAUUCCUAGUGGAAAUAUUCUAGUAAAGGCAGCAGUAUUGCCUGUGGCUCUUGAGUUAUCAGCUAAAGAAGUGGUUCUUAGACCUAUUCAAGGUUUCUUGGUGAAAACAGGAUAUAGAGGGACAGUCAGAUUGUAUAAUCGGCGAAAUUGUGCAGCUAGAUUUAAAUGGCAGCCACUCAUCCAAGAAAAUGGGAUUGCAUUUUCUAUACGACCAGCUAAAGGUAUUGUAGAAGGAUACUCAGCCCUGGAUUGUGAAGUGUCCUGGCUACCUAGUUACAACUCUCCAGAGAAAGGCCUGUUUAACCUUCAAGUGUGUGAUGGAAAUACAUUGCCACUAGCCUGUGCGGUGAAGAUUGGUGCUACCAAAGUUGCCUUAUUGGCUCAUCAUGUACUCUUUGAGAAUUGUCCUCAAGGUUUAACUACAUGGAAGAAAACUGUUCUUCAAAAUAUUGGUUCACAUCAUGCUUAUUUCAAGAUUUGUGACCAAGACCUUCUGCCUUUUAUUACUAUUAAACCGUCUCAUGGCAUAAUACCCGUAGGGGGGUUAACUUCACUCAAUAUUGCCUGUACACCAUAUUUUUCAGAGAGAUUUGAUACUCGAGCAAAGGUAAUAAUACGGCAUGGAAAUGUACUAGACCUUAGGAUUGGUGGAUUCGUAGAUAUUGCUGAUAUAGUCCUCAGUGUGAGCUUUUUCAACUUCCAAGGUGUUUAUGUUGGCUCUACAAAAGUUAUUCCAUUUUUGUUAAAUAACAAAGGUACAACACGUGCCCGAGUGGAGUUUGAUUUAUCACGCUAUAAAGAUUUUUCAUUGCAAUUUAAAGACUAUGAAGUUUUCAAAGACCCUAAGCUUCUUAAUGCAUAUGCUGUAGAAUUAGAAGAAAAGAAAUCAAUGGAAUGUGGGCUAGCAUUUUCUCCCAAAGAAGUGGCAGCAUAUGACUUCAGUCUUCCAAUUAGUGUUAAUUUCACUGAGUCACCAACACUCUCCUAUCUUUGUUCUGCAUCACAAUCUUUUGACACUCAAGUAUCACCUUCUUUAGUCCCAUUGAUAGCUCCACUGGUACCACCAUGUACUGUCAAAGCAAUUGUAUUAAGGCCAACACUGAAAUUAUCUGAUACAGAAUUUUUCUUUGAUAUUGCUUUAAAUAAUCAAAUACCAUUGGAUUUUUUUAAUGAAAUCCAGAAUAAUGAGGGUCAAAUUCUCCCUCUGUCCUCACCCUCUCCAACAGCCAACGAAAAGGUUCUUGAACUGAUUAGCACCUCAAAAGAAGUGGUAAAUUGGAAUUUGGACCUUACUUACGCAGGCAAAAGAGUAAAAGACGGCACUUUUACAUUUAGUACCCUUUCUGGUUCUCUUGAACCAGGUGAAAUGAGUACUAUUUUCAUAAGCUUCUGUUCAACCAAACAUCCAAUUGAAGAAAAGGCCAUUAGACUCCUCUCAUGUGGUAAAGCACCUGGUGUUGAUUCCAUUACAGCAGAGAUUACAGUCACCAAUGGUAUGAAUCAGAGUCGCUUUUUAAGCACGAUGUUUUCAACAGUGUUGUCAAAUGCCUCAAUAAGAUUGAAAACAGCAUCAAGGAAAUCAUCAGUGUAUGCCCGAGUUCCAACAAUUAAGCUUUAUGAUGGUCUUAUGAUUGAUGUCCUUUCUGUGGACUUUCCAAAUGGCAAAUUUAUUGAUGUCUUACCAGAUGGAAUAAAUACAGAACUAAUUUCUCACAUCAGUUUCAAAUCAAUGAGACCAGUGUCUUUUUCAGCUGAUGUGCUAUUUUUGGAUGAUGAAAACAACUGGUUUGCAUUUCAGAUUACUGCAGUAGCAGAAAACUGUAUUCUUACUAUUUAUCCAUACCUGGCAUAUCAUCUUGAUGAUCAAAGGGUUAUAUUGAAACAGAAUGAGAAAAAUUUUUAUUCAAACAAGGAAACACCACAUCUUACUUGUCCAUUAGGAGUAUUGUCUCCCAUCUAUAGCACGAGUACCAGUUCUAGUGAUUAUGAAUCACCCCAGCAAGACUUCUGUCUCAGUGUCGAUAUGGUUCGUGAAAAUAUACCAUUGCCAGUAACUGAAAGAUCAAGGCCAGAAGAUAAUGAAUAUGUGGGUGUGAAACAAGGACAAUAUUUUUUUCCUGAUGAAGACAAAAAGGAAUAUGUAUUUUUUGAGAAAGUUUUAAUUGCAGUUGAGACGUGGUUUAGUCUCUUUGGUUGGUCUCAAGGACUCAAUCCUAUUUCUGUUCCAGAAAGUAUAAGAAGGGAUGUGUCUAAAGGACAAUUAGCCUUAUCAAAUUCACCAACCAAACAAAUGAAUUCAAACAGUCAAUUUGCCAGAUAUAAUAAAACCAUAUAUGACAUGCUAGCCUACUUGAGUGGACAGAUGUUACCCGGAGUUGCGACAACUCAGACAUUACCUGUUGAUGACACUGAGAGAGUGAUGCAUCUCCAUUGGCAGCAUUCUACACUUCUCACCUUCCUCAAAACUCAAGGAGCAUGCCUUCCCUAUAUACUUCCUGAAUUUCUGCUUGAACCAGAAGAUUACAAGAAAUGGAUUAAAAUGAAAGUUGCCAGUAAAGGGGAAUCUGACCCCAUCCAAAUUCCAGAGAAGUAUACUUUGAUUAUAGAGGACUCUAAGUUUGAAGCUAUGAGUAAACGUGUCUGGACAGAUGUGCUACUUCAGACAUACAAGGUGCUUAUUCUUUCCCGGGUAGCACCACUGAGUAGCACGAACACGCCUUCUAUAAAUAUCCCCAAAACACCAAGGAUCAGACCAGACUUUUCAUCUAGUAACAUUUACUCUAAACCUGAAAGGAUUCUGCUUAGUUGGAUGAAUACAAAUUAUGAGACCGUCAGAGCCAAGAUAUGGGAUACCUGUAAUAAAGGUCUUCUUCCCCCUGAGAAAUGGAUAGUAAAUUUUGAUAAGGAUCUUUUGGAUGGCCUAGUUUUAGCAACACAGUUGGCGGCUUACUGUCCAUUUUUGAUACCAACAUAUUUUGUGGACAUGUAUACCUAUGCACAGAGUCCUGAACAGCGCCUGCACAAUUGUUUGAUUGUUGUGAAAGCUCUACAUGAAAUAGAUUUAAAUAUAGAUAUACAGGCUACUGACAUCUGUGAUCCAAAUCCAGUCCUGAUGCUGAUGUUUUGUGUCUAUCUAUAUGAAAACCUGCCAUUUUAUUUACCUUCGAAGAUUGUUUAUUUUCCUUGUUCUCUGCAUUCCACUGUUGUCAGACAGGAAAUUGUAAAAUGUAAAACUCCAUGUUAUCAAUGGAAAGAAGUCAUUGUGAAUGUUAAAAGUCCUUUUCAUAGUGAAGGAGAAUUCAGUGUUAAUUUGGUGGAAUCCUCAACCUUUGUGUUUCAGACAUCACAAAUAAAUGAACUAAACCAAUUGGCAAAGGAUGAACAACCUGGUUGUGAAGCAAAUUCAGUGAGCACUGAAAGUGUAAAUGAUGAGGAAUAUUUUGUCCAAGGAAAGCUAUUAAAUACAUCAAUUAAAUCCAGUUUCAUGAAAGAAUUCUUCUGUCAAGUGAACUCUCUCUUUUUAGAUGCUAAAGAAUCUUCAAGUUUAAAUCUUCAUUUUCUUCCUUUUGAUCUAUAUAAGCGAUAUUGUGUUAUCAUAUUCACCAAUAAGCAGAUUGGAGAAUUUAUAUACAUUGUGGAAGGAACAAGUACUGUUCCUUUGCCUUCUAGAUUCCUCCCAAUAAAUAAUCCAUGUAUUUUGAAUUAUGGCCACCCUCCUGAUGAAGACUUAAGCAAGGAUGACCCAGUUCUACAUUUGAAAUGUGAUCUUAAUAAUAUUUUGGAAUUGGAACUCAAAGUGCCAGUGGUUAAUAAUGCCAAGGCAGAUGCCCUAGCUUUUGCAGCACACCAGCAGAUGUCAUCUCUUGAGUAUGAACGAAGGAAAAUCACGGGAACGCUCAACAGUAGCAGUGUACGAGCUGCAAUUGCUCUCUUAGGACUAACAAAACUUGAGACCCAUAUGCUUUUUCAUAAUGCAAAGUCUAAAUCAGUUUUAUAUUCCACGGAAUUAAGCCUUCCAGAACACUUUGAUAUCCCCAAGACAAUCUACAUUCCUCCUUCUCCACACGGGAAACUUAAAACAUUACAGAUGGAAGAUACUUCAAAAUACCAACAAGCAGACUAUUCCUUACUGCCUUUAAGAUUUAUUCCUAUUACGGCUGGACGAUAUCCUUGUUAUAUUUUGUUGUUGUCAGCCCAUGAUAUUCGGCUCUUUUCUAUUGAAUGUGUAGUGAAUGCAGAUUUUCCAGAUGCCAAAUUUAAAUUUGAAACUCCAGCAUUUGAAGCACUGACUCAGAAUAUUCCAAUAAAAAAUGACACAGAAACGGAAUGGAAGUGCAUUGUUACUAUCGAAGGAGAUUGGUUUUAUGGCCCUUCUGUUUUAUAUGUGAAAUCAGGAGGAAUUGCUCAAUAUCCUCUAACAUUCAAACCUAUCUUGGAAUGUGAGGUUACGGGCUCACUUAAACUACGGAAUCAAACAGAUGGUAUUGAGCAUGUAUUUGAACUGAGAGGGAUUGGAAAAAAACCUCUGCCCCUGGAUCAUGCUGUGAUAGACUGUCAAGUGGGAAAACUGACCAAGAAGCCUAUAGUUGUGCCUAAUUAUACAAAGGAUAUGCUGACAUACCGGGUAACUUCAGAUCUUCCAAUGGUUUGGGGAUGUCCGAGGAUUACUAUAGAGCCUGAUAAUUCGAUUUCUUAUAUUCUACACAUAUGCCCAUGGAAACGAGGAGUAUUUAAAGGUGCAGUUUCAUUUGUUGCUGAAGAUAGAAAACAGGCUGACUUACAUGAGAUAGAUAGUGAACAAUCCCUUCAAAAAUGGUUAUUAGAAACGUCGGGAAAUCUGGAUAACAAAGGAAGUGUUUCAGAUGUAAAAGUCUGGUUUUUCCUAGAAAUUAAUACCUUUCCUGCUCCACCUGUAGAAACAAUUGAGGUGACAUGUGCCACCUUGGACACAAUUGGAAUUGAAAUAUCUAUUACUAAUCCUAAACAAAAACAGCUCCAUUUAGAUGUGAUAUUAACAGACAUUUCCCUUAGUGGAGAAUCCACACUUACUUUGGAACCAAAUGAAACAACAACCUAUGUGUUCAAAUAUUCCCCGAUGAUUACAGGCUCUGUAAAUGAAAGUGUUGUUUUCCAGCCUUAUGUAGGUAUAGAGUUCUGGUAUUUAUUGAAACUAACUGCUGAAAAGCCAAGACCAACUACACUGCCAGAAAUUCGAUGUUAUCUUGGAAAGAAUAUCAAUUUGACUAUCCCUUUAGUUAAUACUACACGAGAAACCCUGGAAUUGACAGUUAUCAACACUAAUCCUAUAAAUUUUUUACUGGAAACAAGCAAAAAACCAUUAUUUAUUGUGCCACCUCACUCCACUACUGAAGUGCCUGUUCAGUUUUAUCCUUCAGCCCUUGGAAGAGCUAAGCAUCAAGUUUCAUUCAUCUUUCAGUGUAAACAGCUUCAAGAAUGGAUAUUUCAUCUGUCUGGAAUUGGCCUUGUUCCAGUACCCUUGGAACCAGUGAACAUACAAACAUGUAUUGGUCGACAUUUAUCUGUAAUUAUACCUUUCAGGAACCCUACUACUGAACAUGUUCUUGUUGAUAUCAUAUUGAAAGAUAAAUAUGGCAACCCUAAGCUUCCUGCCUCUUCCAUGGAUUGCUCGGUCAUAAAGAGCACCGGUUUCAACUUUACACUUAAGCAAACACAAGAAAUACCAUUAUCUCCUAAAGGAAAGUUGGAUAUCCCUGUGUUAUUUAUUCCUCAUAUUAUGAAAUUGUAUGAAGCAAUGGUGAUUGUCCAGAUAGUGAGGGCAAAUCGUCAAUACUGGCCUUAUGAUAACCCAGAAGAAUUGGGCCCAGGUCUGCAAAGCUUGAAAAGAACAGAAAAUGGAGAUAUCAGCCAUAUAGUUUGGGAAUACCCCAUUAAAGGAAUACCAAUAGCCCCACCUCCUAAAACACAUCAAGCUUCCUUAAAAAGUCGAGCCAGGGAACGCGUAGAAGAGACGGUACAUGUAAUUCUAACUGGUGUAGUUUUUCAUGCACCAGAACAACGAGAAUUAGUGGUGAUUCCAAAAAAAACACUUGUGGAAGAUGAACAGAACCAAGUACCAGUAAAUAAUGAUUUGCAUGAAGUACAUGAAUUUCAGUAUGAAAUUCAAUUUGAAUCUGAACUCAUGAAAUCCAACUUGGAAUCUUGUAUUGCAUUAUAUUUGAUCAAGAAAAAACAAAACGUAGAAAAUGGAGUUAUAACAUUAGCCUUCAAUAUAGUGUUUGCACCAAAGAAGCCAAUAAGAUCUGUAAUCACCUUGGCAGUUCAAUGCAGCACAGAUGGGAUAUGGAACUUUCCAAUAACUCUGACUGCAACUGAGCCAGAAGUUGAUGAUGUUAUCAAUAUUGAAGGAAUUGGCUUGUUCAAGGAAUCUACUGUUGCCUUUAGGCUGACAAGUCAGACACGGUACCCAGAGUCAUUCACUGCAUACUUCCUGCCAGGCAGUGAUCGGGAAUUUUUUGUAAAACCUCAGAUGGGUGAACUUCUUCCACUUCACACUGCUGGAACACUUAUCAGUGUUGGAUUCAAGCCACAAAUGUACAGCAGGAAGCAUCAGGCAACAUUAGUGAUACAGACAGAAAAUAUCUACUGGAUGUAUCAGAUCAAUGGACUGCCACCAAAUACAGUACCACCAACAAAGGUAUCAGCCAAAAUUGAUUCCAUUAAUAAGAACAUGAGAACCAUCCCAGUUCAGCAGCGCAACUUCAUCCGGGAAAACACUAAACUAAUCACAACAGGGGUGUCCUCAACCAUCAAAGGUGCUCCUUUGAUCUUAAGAAAACAAUAA